CCCCAUCUCUGCCCUCUGCCCCUGUCUUCCCGCCAUGUCUGCUCUGCCUACUUCCCCAUCCCUCACUUUUUCACUGUACUCCUUUGACUUCCCCUUCUCAGCCUUGUCUUUCCCUUUUUCUCUGUACUGUCUGUCCCUCCUCUCUCUCCCUCACUGAUCAGUGACCAGGGCUCCCUCCUCUUCUUCUUUGCCCCCACUUCACCUCACUGUCUUCUGUGUCCUUAGCUCAGUGGUGAUGCUGGAGAUCGACAACCGCCUGUGCCUCCAGACCCCAGAGAGUAAUCACUGUUUCCCGGAUGCCCAGAGUGCCGCUGACUACCUGGGGGCCCUGUCUGCUGUGGAGCGGCUAGACUUUCCCUACCCUCUCCGGGCUGUACGGGGUGAGCCCCUGGAAACCCCUGAGCCCAGCUUGCGGCUGCUCCCGCUGCUUGUGGUGGGAGCCGUCAUUCUCGUCACCUUGGGUCUGGGUGUCCUGGUGGCCCGGAGGAAACGUGAGCAUAGCACUCUGUGGUUUCCUGAGGGCUUCUCACUCAACAAGGAUUCAGCUGGGGCCAACAAGGGCCGGCGGGAACCUGUGGGCCAGGAUGCCCUGGGCAUGAAGAACAUGACCAAGGGAGAGAGCCUGAUGGGAGAGCCAUCAGAAGACUGGAUGGACACAGAAUCCCCUGAGGCUAAGAGACUGAAGGUGGAGGAGCCUGGAACUGGAGCUGAGGACCCUGUGGACUGCCGCCAGUGGACCCAGCAUCACCUCGUUGCAGCUGACAUCCGCGUGCCCCCAGCCAUGGCACUGACUCCGCCACAGGGGGACCUUGAUGCCGACGGCAUGGACGUCAACGUGCGAGGUCCAGAUGGAUUCACCCCUCUGAUGCUGGCCUCAUUCUGUGGGGGGGCACUGGAGCCGGUGCUGGUGGAUGCCGAGGAGGCUGAAGACACUCCUGCUAACAUCAUCUCAGAUCUGAUCUGCCAGGGGGCUCAACUUGGGGCUCAGACAGAUAGGACUGGGGAGACUGCCCUGCACCUGGCUGCUCGCUAUGCCCGUGCUGAUGCUGCUAAGCGCCUGCUGGAUGCUGGUGCCGACACCAAUGCCCAGGACCACACGGGCCGCACCCCCCUGCACACCGCAGUUACUGCUGAUGCCCAGGGUGUCUUUCAGAUCCUAAUCCGAAACCGUUCCACGGACCUGGAUGCUCGUAUGGUGGAUGGCUCUACGGCAUUGAUCCUGGCUGCCCGGCUGGCCGUCGAGGGGAUGGUAGAGGAGCUCAUUGCCUGCCAUGCUGAUGUCAAUGCUGUGGAUGAACUAG
This is a messenger RNA of Gracilinanus agilis (Agile Gracile Mouse Opossum), 1301 nucleotides long. Its product is annotated as neurogenic locus notch homolog protein 3-like. The annotation marks the transcript as partial. Lineage: Eukaryota; Metazoa; Chordata; Mammalia; Didelphimorphia; Didelphidae. The record is from RefSeq and is a predicted model, not a curated record. Gene Ontology annotation, biological process: cell differentiation; regulation of gene expression; multicellular organism development. The transcript has 6 exons. Gene Ontology annotation, cellular component: membrane; nucleus. Gene Ontology annotation, molecular function: protein binding.